AUGGCAUCCUCCACUCUUUUAGUUCUUGUCUAUUCCCUUCUCUUAUCCUCCACCGCUCUUGCAGCUUCCAUCCCUGAAAAAAAGAAAUACAUAGUAUAUCUAGGCGACAAGCCGCACCCCAGCGUCAAUGCCAUUGACCAUCACCACCGCCUUCUCUCCGAUAUCCUUGGAAGCCAUGACGCCGCCAAGGAGUCCAUCUUCCACAGCUACACCCUAAGCAUGAACGCUUUCGCCGCCAAACUGUCCGGCGAUGAGGCAGCUCAGGUGGCCGAGCUCGACGGCGUCGUCUCCGUCUUCCCCGCACAUUCCCGGAAGCUGCACACCACGCGUACUUGGGACUUCUUAGGUUUCCCUGUGACCGCCCCGCAUAAUAUCGCUGCUGAGAGCGACGUCAUCGUCGGCGUUAUAGAUACCGGCGAGUCAUUUACACUAAACCCUCCGGAUCGAUCCAUUUUCCCCCAGCUUCAACGACACCGGCUUCGGUCCUCCACCGGCGAGAUGGCGCGGCAAAUGCACCGGCAGCCACCCGUUCAAAUGCAACAAGUCAGCCGUGUUGCCAUUAACUGA
Phalaenopsis equestris is the source of this 567-nucleotide messenger RNA. RefSeq names its product subtilisin-like protease SBT4.14. Gene Ontology annotation, molecular function: serine-type endopeptidase activity. Gene Ontology annotation, biological process: proteolysis. The transcript has 4 exons. The coding region runs from base 1 to 567 and encodes 188 amino acids. The record is from RefSeq and is a predicted model, not a curated record. NCBI's taxonomy places the organism in Eukaryota, Viridiplantae, Streptophyta, Magnoliopsida, Asparagales, Orchidaceae.